Molecule: messenger RNA, 1470 nt
Organism: Stylonychia lemnae
Lineage: Eukaryota; Ciliophora; Spirotrichea; Sporadotrichida; Oxytrichidae
Source: the annotation of a GenBank genome assembly
AUGAUAGUCCAACCAUAAUUAUCUCCUCAAGAUAAAAGAGCUGCAUUCAGGAUUAGAAAGACUUUUAACCAAGAUGGGAUUCAAGAUAUAUUAGAUAGGCUUGAAACUAUCAAGAGCUAAGACAAGAAUAUUCCAAUACAGCUGAAUGAAGAGUAGAUAGACAAACUUCGCAGUAAAAUGAGGGAUUAUAAAAAGCGGACACAGCAUCUAGAUAAGAGACUUUCGAAUGAAAAUGUUGAAGCAGAGUACUACACUUCAAAUGACAUUAGAAAUCCUAUUUAGGAUACUAAUUGGUUAACCCUCCAAAAUCAAGACAUCAGGAGUAGGUAAUUUACGACUGAUGAAUCUUCUAUUAAUAUGACAAGUAUGGACACAGCUGCUGAUUACACGAUAAACAGCAUAAAUGAUAGAAGAAUUCAUGAUAAUAAUACCUAUCAAAACACCUACAAUGUAAACACGCCCUUAUUUCACUAAAAACCAAAAGCUAAGUAGCACUUUUUGGCUAAGAUUAAGCAAAAGAGUCAAGUGAAGGAUUAAGACAAUAAGAAUAAUAGGUAUUCAGGCUUUAGAAUGGAGACCAUCAUUAAUAAAGAUUCAAUAAUUAUUCCUAAAUUGGGAAAUACUCCAAACUUUAAGGCCAGUUCUAAUCCAUUGACAAGCAGAAAUAAAAAUGCUAUAUCUGACAUUAGACAUUCAACAUUUGAUAAAGUAGAAAAUAAGGACAGAGUUAAUUUUUAACUUUCUAAAAACCGCUAGUCAUUCUAGAGAAGAUUGUAAGAGUUGAAUAAAUUCCAGGUAUUCGACAUUUAUGAUUCAAAGCAUAAUAACUCUUAGUUCUUCACACCCAGAGUCUAAGAUUCCUAUAAAUCUUUAGAAAAUCUUCAUGCUGCCAAGUAGAAAGAAGACUAACUCAGAUUCUUUAACUUUGUUAUUCAAGAAAAUAUUAGGCAGUGCUCUAUGAUGCUAGAAAAUGAUCCAACUAUCUUAAAUAGUCAGGAUGCUAUUGGCUAAACAGCAUUACAUCUUGCAGUCAAAUUAAAUAAUAAAAAACUUUUAAAGCUAUUUUUAUCCUACGAUUAAGUGAUAAGCCUUUCCCAAGUCAUAAAUCUCUAGGAUAGCAGAGAUAGAACUCCAUUAUUUUUGGCUUGCUAGCGUGAUGAUUAUGAUAUGAUAAAAAUUCUUUUCAAAAAUAAGGCAAACACCCUAAUUCCAAACAAUCGAGGCCAAUAUCCUCUGGAGUUAAUAAGGUAAAUGACAGUAGAAAAACUGACUAAAAAGGCUAAAAAGUAUGGACUUCCAUUAUUGAUAAAGCCUUAAAAAGUAAGGAAUAUCAGUGUAAAGAUACAGGAUCAGACUAACUUAAAUCAGAUUCCUUCCUCUUUGAGUGGAUUGAAUCAAAAUGCAUUUUUGAAUGCACAGUCAUAAAGCAAUCAGUAAGCUGUAUUUAACACAACUCUUAGGAUUAAUUGA